Molecule: messenger RNA, 948 nt
Organism: Arxiozyma heterogenica
Lineage: Eukaryota; Fungi; Ascomycota; Saccharomycetes; Saccharomycetales; Saccharomycetaceae
Gene: NTR2
Product: Ntr2p
Exons: 1
Coding region: 1-948 (315 amino acids)
Biological process (GO): spliceosomal complex disassembly
Cellular component (GO): U2-type post-mRNA release spliceosomal complex
Source: RefSeq, a predicted model, not a curated record
AUGGCCAUCAGAAAGAGAAAUAAAAUCAAAAUAUCAAAAUUUUCAAAUAAAGACGAAGAGAAUGUUUCCAAAUCAAAUAAGGUAACAUUAUCCUUAGGGUUUUCUGAAGAAGAAGAGGAUGCUGAGACAUACAUCAAUUUAAAACCUAUUAAACCAAAUGCACCAUUGAAAUCUACAUCUAACGGUAUAACUAAUAAUGUAACAAAAGUCAAUUUUCAUAAACCAAUAACAACAACAGAAGAAGAUGAAGUGGAAGAUAUAUUAUACCAAGAUGAAUUAAAUAAACUGAAGAAUAAAACUCAUGAUCAACCGAAACAAGUUAUAAUGAAUCUUGAAGACAUGAUUUCAGUAGGUGAGAUUUCAGAUGAUGAGGAAAAUGCUAAUAUACCUAAUACUAACAAGCUAUUUAAGGGUAACGAUAAACAGAGUAAUGCCAAAAGGCUCUCUGAUAAAGAUAUACGAUCACAAGAAAAAGAAUACAUCAAAUUGAUGGAUGAAAAUGAUAAAUUCACCUUAAUGGACACACUAACUAAGAACGGAAGAGUUAAACUAUCUCAAUUAAAUAAAAAUGAAGGCGACUAUAAAUACAAUGAUGAGCUUGAAGGAGGAGAAUUUGCUGAUGAAAGGUUACCCUUAAGUAAUAAAGAGCAAAUUCAUCAAACAAGUCUUCGAAGAAAACAAAUUGAGGAAGCUAUAUCCAAUAUCCCUUUAAAAGAAUUUAAGGAGAAUGUGGAAACAAUAUCAACUUUAAAAGCACGACUCCCUACUUUAUGUGAUGAUGAAGAGUUUAAUUCAGGCGAUUAUAAUAAUCUUGACGAUAUUCUUAAUCAAAAUAAGUUAAAUAUUAAAAAAAUUGAGAUUGAAAUAAAAAUAGUAACUAAAAAACAAGAAGCUUUAAUAAAUAGUCGAAAUAAUUUAAUUGAACAAUUAAAUAAAAUCUCAUUAUAA